AUGAACUAGGUAUAUAAUCAAGAAUGACCAAAGCGUCUUUUGGCUUCUGUGUUACGAUACAACAAGACACUUUGUCCUAGGAGAAAAUCAACAAAAAAAAUGGGACAGACAAAAUCUAAAGAGCUUCAAAACCCACCUGAACUGGAAAAACCAUGGAGGGACUUUGACUGGAUGCAGAAAGAAAUGCUGAAAAAGAGGCUGACAGAGUUCUGCUUGAGUGAUCCAAACAUGCAAUAUAUUGGGAUCCUGGUAGCUGGACAAGUUGGAGCAGGAAAGUCCAGCUUUAUUAACUCUGUCAAUAAUGUCUUUCAAGGGCGGAUCACCUCCUUAGCACUAGCUGAUUCAUGUUCUGGUUCUAGUUCUAGUUUCACAAAACAGUAUGAAACAUACUGUAUCAAAAAUGGGAGCAGUGGCGGGUUAUUGCCUUUUGUCUUUCGUGACAUAAUGGGCUUGGAACCUGACAAAUUGUCUGGAUCUGCACCAGAAGACAUUGUCAAUGCUGUAUUUGGCCAUGUGAGAGAACAGUACAAAUUUAACCCAAAGAGCCCACUUACUUUGGAGAAUGAAUAUUUCAACAGUGACCCCAUCCUCUCUGAAAAGGCACUCUGCUUGGUUUACAUCUUAGAUGCAGAUACAGUCCACUUCACAGAUGAUCGUCUCAUUGAAAAGUUGCAAACCGUUCGUCAGAGAAUCAGUGAAAAGGGGAUUCCUCAAGUGAUUGUCAUGACUAAAGUGGAUGAAGCAUGUCCUCUGGUCCAAAAUGAUCUCAGGAAGGUCUACAGCAGCAAGAAGAUCAAAGAGAAGAUGGAGUUGUGCAGUGCUAAAGUAGGUGUGCCACUGAACCACAUCUUCCCAGUGAAGAACUACAGUUAUGAAAUUGACACAAAUGAUGACGUUGAUGUCAUGAUACUAAAGGCACUGGAUCAGAUAAUGCAUCUCGCUAAUGACAGAUUGGAGAUAAUGCAAGGAAUGUAUAAAUAAAAAGAACAAACUGGAGUGUGUCAGUACUAUUAUUUCCCCAGUGUGUUAUGUUUGAAAAUCUUUUAGAAGCUUGCUUGAACAUGCAUGCAAGUCAUUCUCAUAGAGAUGAAGGAGAAAUCUAAUUGUGCUUAUAUUGCAUUCAGUCUAUUUUCUUCAUGCAUUUAUAUUCAUUCAUAUAUAUUUUUAAAAGACAUUUAUGCAUGUAUACAAUUUUUACCACAUUCUUUUACAUGAAUGCAUUCAUUUAUUCCUAAACUUUUCAUUUAUACUGAUUUUGUAUCAGAUUUGUCCUAUUAUCAGGGAGAGCCUAUAGUCCAGGAGUGGCGAACUCCGGUCCUGGAGAGCCGCAGCCCUGCAGAGUUCAGCUCCAACCCUAAUUAAAACUCACCUCCCUGUUGCUUUCUAGUAACGCUUCAGACCUUGAUUAGCUUGUUCAGGUGUGUUUGAUUAGGGUUGAAGCAAAACUAUGCAGGGCUGCGGCUCUUCAGGACUGACAUUCGCCACCCCUACUAUAGUCUAUUACUUAUUACUCUAUAGCCUAUUAGUCUGUUCUAUAACCCUUAUAAAAAUGCAGUACUACAUGUGUUGUAAAAAUCCUAAAUGCUAUCUCUGUUCCUACUAUUACACUGUUUCUAUGAUAUGGAACAAAUGGCAAAAAGGGAAUAUGCUAGGAAAUUCAAUCUGUUUGCAUGUUGAUAUUCUUGACACAGAAACUGUAUCUUAAAAAAAAAAAAUCUUAAUAAAAAUAACUUGUUACUGGUUA
This is a messenger RNA of Labeo rohita (rohu), 1744 nucleotides long. Its product is annotated as interferon-induced protein 44-like. The transcript has 7 exons. Bases 100 to 981 code for a protein of 293 amino acids. The record is from RefSeq and is a predicted model, not a curated record. Lineage: Eukaryota; Metazoa; Chordata; Actinopteri; Cypriniformes; Cyprinidae.